CAUGUGCUUGUGAUCGUCACUCGGUUCCAGAACCAGGAAAUGCAGAUUGUUCUGCUUUCAUGUGUGUUUCCUAAUUAAUUCUACCAGUGCUGGGCUGGGGAAAAAAAGAUGACUAGAGUGGCCGGCUGUGUUAUAGGAGAACAUUGACAGCAACACUAAACAAUACAAGGCAGGAUUGCGUCAACAUGGCUGGAGAAACAUUGAGCAGUAAUAACUCUCAGCCCCCCACCUUGACCCCCGCAGUGCCCCCCUAUGUGACGCUGGGCCUGACCACUGUCUACACAGUGUUCUAUCUGCUGCUGUUUGUGUUCGUCUAUGUUCAGCUAUGGCUGGUCCUGCGGUACAAGCACAAGAGGUUCAGCUACCAGACCGUGUUCCUGUUUUUGUGUCUGCUCUGGGCGUCCCUCAGAGCUGUCCUCUUCUCUUUCUACUUCAGGAACUUUGUGGAGGCCAACACACUGGGGGCCUUCAACUUCUGGCUGCUCUACUGCUUCCCUGUGUGCCUCCAGUUCUUCACCCUGACACUAAUGAAUCUCUACUUUGCCACGGUUAUUUUUAAAGCCAAAUCCAAAUAUGCUCCAGAGCUCAUCAAAUACAGGCUGCCAUUGUAUUUAAUCUUUCUGGUUGCUAGCAUCGUGUUCUUGGUGGUGAACCUUACGUGUGCAAUACUGGUGAAGAAGGCAUACGCUGACACUAAAGUCAUUGUUUCGAUUAGGGUUGCUAUUAAUGACAGUCUCUUUGUGCUGUGUGCAAUAUCCCUUUCAAUAUGUCUUUACAAGAUAUCGAAAAUGUCACUGGCAGGAGUUUACUUGGAAUCCAAGGGAUCAUCUGUGUGUCAGGUUACCUGUAUUGGUGUGACAGUAAUACUGUUGUAUACAUCCAGAGCCUGCUACAACUUUGUCGUCUUGUCAUUGUCAGAAGACUCUCGGUACAGUUCAUUUGAUUAUGACUGGUAUAAUGUAUCUGACCAGGCAAAUUUGAAAUGCAAGCUUGGAGAUACUGGCUAUAUUGUCUUUGGCAUAAUUCUCUUUGUGUGGGAGCUUUUCCCAACAAGUUUGGUGGUAUAUUACUUUCGGGUUCGCAAGUCUGCACAGGACAUGACUAAUGCAGGACUGCUCUCGAGCCACAGUUUUAGUCACAGAUCCUAUUUUUUUGACAACCCUCGACGCUAUGAUAGUGAUGAUGACCUGGCCUGGAACAUUGCACCUCAAACUGUUCAAGCCAACUUUGGACCAGAUUAUUUUGACUGGGGAAAUCGUGGCAGUUUUGGUUCAAACUCUGGUUCAUUUCAAAGAGAAUCUAACGUGGUUACAGAUAAUUUAAACCAAUCCUAGAUUUACAUUUUUUUUGAAGAUGACAACUGCAGUAAGUUUGGAAGUAAAUUACUUAUUUGGCUAACCCAAAUAAGUUGGAUAACACAUCCUCUAACAAAAGGGGAAUACUAUUUUUAUAGCGUUGGGACCAUCCAACUUGCAUAUAUACAAGCAUUAGUUCUCUUCAAUAUUUCUGCAUGGACUUUGGAAAUUCCUAUUUAGGUCAGUGGAACAAUGAAAGACAAUGAUUCGAGUUAUCAAUGGAAUGAAAACCCACAGAAGUGUUACUAAUGUAUUGAUUUACAAGAACUAUUGGUGUAAAUAGUUAAAGAAGACUUUGUACAACUGUUUUUCUAAAUGGGUUGAACUGGGUGGUGUAUACCAAACUUUAUUCACAAGUAAGAAUGCAUUGGGAUUUUUACAAAUGUUUGUAAUUUAAUAGAUUAUGAACAUGCACUGCUGUAUUUGAUUUUAGUUAAAAUAUCUAGGGUAGGCUCUAAUGCUAAUGUAACAAUAAACCAGAGCGUUUUUUUUU
Messenger RNA from Pelobates fuscus (common spadefoot toad), 1848 nucleotides. It is a transcript of the gene GPR137B, whose product is annotated as G protein-coupled receptor 137B. Bases 186 to 1334 code for a protein of 382 amino acids. Gene Ontology annotation, cellular component: lysosomal membrane. Lineage: Eukaryota; Metazoa; Chordata; Amphibia; Anura; Pelobatidae. Gene Ontology annotation, biological process: negative regulation of bone resorption; positive regulation of TORC1 signaling; regulation of autophagy. The transcript is spliced from 7 exons. The record is from RefSeq and is a predicted model, not a curated record.